Molecule: messenger RNA, 1341 nt
Organism: Danio rerio (zebrafish)
Lineage: Eukaryota; Metazoa; Chordata; Actinopteri; Cypriniformes; Danionidae
Gene: mettl8
Product: methyltransferase 8, methylcytidine
Biological process (GO): tRNA methylation
Molecular function (GO): S-adenosylmethionine-dependent methyltransferase activity; tRNA (cytidine-N3)-methyltransferase activity; RNA methyltransferase activity
Source: RefSeq, marked provisional
GUUUUUACUGGUGCGGGUGCACGCAGGGGGGCGCUGUGCACGUGGAGACGGGAGCGCGCACAUAGAGGACGGACGAUUCUUCUCACACAACUCAUAAAAAUACACUUGACUACCACUAUUUCUGAGGAAUAACCUUCGGAAAUGGCGUAUAAAUGAGUGUGGAGAGAUGAGGGGGCUCGUGAAGCUGACUGCCCGCGCUGUGAGCUUUAUUCCCUGCAGGCAGUGCGGUGGAGGAAGACCACCCGCUCCAUUAGGAGGAAGAAUCCUGUCCAACCCUGAUGACGUCUUUAAGCAUAACAUGUGGGAUCAUGUGCAGUGGACUGAAGAGGAGAGAGAGAAAGCCCGACAGAAGGCAGAAGAAAACUCUGAAGAGAAGAUUCCUGUCGAAGAGCAGUCCAAAUAUGACAGAGAAGCUCAUAAAUACUGGGACCAGUUUUACGAGAUGCACCAGAACAAAUUCUUCAGGAACCGAAAUUGGCUCUUCACUGAAUUCCCGGAGCUUCUCCCUCCAGACACGGGCGGGAUGUUAAUGGCGGAGCAGGAGCAAGGCUUAGAGUCAGUGAACAGAGAAAAGCACGAUUAUAAGGACACAUACCCUGGACAUCAUGCUGCUUUUAGGAUACUAGAGGUGGGCUGUGGUGCAGGUAACAGCGUGUUUCCCAUCAUCAACACCAUCAGAGGCAGUAAGGCGUUUCUGUACUGCUGUGACUUCUCAUCUCGAGCGAUUGAGCUCAUCCAGAAGCAUCCAGACUAUGACCCUGCAGUGUGUCACGCAUUCGUACGGGACAUUUGUGACGCAACGUCCCCGUUUCCCUUCCCUCCUGAGAGUUUGGACAUUAUUCUGGUGGUCUUUGUGCUCUCUGCCAUCCACCCAGCACGAGCUCAGGCUGUGGUGAGGGGUUUAGCGGGACUCCUGAAGCAGGGAGGAAUGGUGCUGUUCAGAGACUACGGCAGAUACGAUCUGUCACAGCUCAGAUUUAAGAAAGGUCAGUGUUUGUCUGAAAACUUCUAUUCUCGACAGGAUGGCACCUGUGUGUAUUUCUUUACUAAAGACGAGGUUCAUGGUCUGUUUUCUGCUGCUGGAUUGGAGGAGCUUCAGAAUCUGGAGGACAGGAGGCUGCAGGUGAACAGAGGGAAGAAGAUACUGAUGCACAGAGUGUGGAUGCAGAGCAAAUACCGCAAACCAGAGAAAUGAUGAACAAUUAAACGAACUCUUUUUAGACUGAGAAGCAGGGAUGGACAGUAUUUCUAAUAGUAUUUUAUCAUUUGUAUUUGGGCUUGUAGUUUUAAAAUACUUGGUAAGAAGUCUACAUGAUGGUGUCAUAAAAUUGAGGCCUCUGA